Messenger RNA from Lobosporangium transversale, 504 nucleotides. RefSeq lists its product as hypothetical. The transcript has a single exon. The annotation marks the transcript as partial. NCBI's taxonomy places the organism in Eukaryota, Fungi, Mortierellomycota, Mortierellomycetes, Mortierellales, Mortierellaceae. The record is from RefSeq and is a predicted model, not a curated record.
AUUUUGCGUACCCAUUAUGGCACUGCUUCAACACCUGGUUCAAUUGCGUUCAAUGUAUCGUUGCUUGAACGAAAGAGGGUUUCCCUAGAGAAGCCUGAUUUUCAUGCCACAAAUGAGCUUCUCCGCGAGUCAUUUGAUGCACUAGUACAACGGGCAUGGGAGCUUACUCUACUAAGUACAAACUUGGAAGAAUUUGCGGAAGGUGUCUCCGAUGAAGUACUUAAAAUUGAACUCAUGGCGAAAGUGGACACACUAAUUGAUAGAUUUCUUCUGACUGGCUCCUUAGAAAUCCUCGAUGGGACCACAUCUAGGAAUUCCGCCUUGUUUCUCCGUGACAUGCUUUUUUACUUGGAGCUAUCGUCUGCGAUCAAAGCAGGUGAUCAUGGGCGCAUUGAAGAGAUUCUAAAAUGGAUCACAAUAAUGUUUCAAGCCGGAUCAACAAAAAACUAUGCAAAUGAACUUCUGCAUCUACAUUGCGGCUUUGCUUACUCCUGGUCCAAGCAA